UUUUAAGUUUAUUUUUUCAUCCAUAGUUUGAAAAAGGCCAUGUUUGCAUAAUUCGCCCUAUAUAGGGGGUUAAUUUGCAUCCAAUUUCCAUCCUCAUUUUCGUGAAAUCCUGCUUGUACCAUUGUUUGCGUCCAUCCUUCAAUUGCCCUUUUAUUUUAUUUAGACCUGUUAAAUUCGCCGGCAAUAAAUCCAAACAAAGUCCCAGGUAAUCGAAAAGGGUUAAUGGGAACUCGUUCGCUCUUCCUUGGUCUGACACGCAACCAAGCAAUGCAGAAUCUCUACCAGUGUCUCUCUAAUUCAACUACUCUUUCCGUAAACUAUAGACAAUGUAUCAGCGAAAAGUUCGCCUUCAGAUUGCUCUCUUCAAGGACUCUGAGAAGCGAAGUACUCGAAGAGUCACCGAAUUCUCCUGAAAACGAUGAUCUGAAGAGCAGGAUCUUCAAGCUCAGACUUCCCAAACGAAGCGCCACGAACGUUCUUCAGAGAUGGGUGGGUGAAGGCAACCAAGUUCACAUUUCUGAGCUUCGAAACAUCUCCAAAGAACUCAGGAGAGCGCAGCGUUACAAACACGCCCUAGAGAUAUCGGAGUGGAUGGUUUCUCAUGAUGAAUUUGAGUUAUCAGAUUCUGACAAUGCAGUUCGAAUUGACUUGAUGACUAGAGUUUUUGGUAUUGAUGCUGCUGAGCGCUACUUUGAAGGUUUACCUUCUGCAGCAAAAACUAGUGAAACCUACACCGCGCUUCUUCACUCUUAUGCAGGGGCAAAACUAACCGAGAAGGCUGAGGAACUCUAUGAAAGAAUUAAGGAGUCAAAUGUACCAUUGAACAUCCUUUUAUACAAUGAGAUGAUGACUUUGUACAUGUCAGUUGGUCAGGUGGAGAAGGUUUCUUUAGUUGUUGAAGAGCUAAAACGCCAGAAGGUUGUACCAGAUCUCUUCACUUACAAUCUAUGGGUAAGUUCAUGUGCUGCAACUCUGGAUAUUGAUGGAGUUAGAAGGAUUCUCAAGGAAAUGAGUAAUAACUCUAGUGCUAAUGAUGGUUGGGUAAGAUACAGGAACCUUGCCAACAUAUACAUCAUGGCAGGUCGUCUUGUAAAUUCAGCGUCCAACUCUGUAGUGGAAGCUGGGACGAAUACUACACAGAGAGACUGGAUAACAUAUGACUUCCUUAUUAUCCUGUAUGCAGGAUUGGGAAACAAAGAUAAAAUUGAUCAAAUAUGGAAAUCUUUAAAAAUGACUAAACAAAAAAUAAAAAGUAGAAGCUAUGUGUGCAUUCUUUCUUCAUAUGUGAUGCUUGGUCAUAUUAGAGAUGUAGGAAUUGUUAUUGACGAGUGGAAGAAAUCUACCACCACGGAUUUUGAUAUCUCUGCCUUCUAUAGACUUUUGGAUGCAUUCGCAGAACUAAGGUUGAUUGAGGAAGCUGAAACUUUUCAUAAGCUUCUGAUUCGGAAGAGCUGCCUUCCCACAGAUGAAUCAAGAUGAGUGCAGAUUUGAUUUUUUAUGCAGCAACGCCCUAUGAGCAGAUUUAUGGUUUUUGCGCGAGGGAAGAACGGUGCAGUUGCGGCACUCACGGGAAAUCCAUACGCCGGGCAGAGUAUCCAAAUAGUGGUAGUUCGGUAUUCCGGUCAAUUGCCUUUUGUUUCCAUGUCCUUGGAAUGUGGAUUGUUGACUAUAAAUCACAAACAAUGUUUCCUUUUAGCUUUUCUAUUUCAAUCAUUAGCUCCAGCCCAUUUUUUGAGUUGACGCUUUUCCAUUAUUUCUGAUCGAAAAGCAGAUGUAAUUUUUUACUAUUUCUGGAUGAGAUUAUUGUAAAUGUCCAUGGUAGUUGGAAAUAUGGAAACUGCAAAGUUAGCACCUGU
Vitis riparia (riverbank grape) is the source of this 1856-nucleotide messenger RNA. Its product is annotated as pentatricopeptide repeat-containing protein At5g09450, mitochondrial. The transcript is spliced from 3 exons. The record is from RefSeq and is a predicted model, not a curated record. Lineage: Eukaryota; Viridiplantae; Streptophyta; Magnoliopsida; Vitales; Vitaceae. Gene Ontology annotation, cellular component: mitochondrion. Gene Ontology annotation, molecular function: protein binding. The coding region runs from base 223 to 1479 and encodes 418 amino acids.